Molecule: messenger RNA, 3602 nt
Organism: Condylura cristata (star-nosed mole)
Lineage: Eukaryota; Metazoa; Chordata; Mammalia; Eulipotyphla; Talpidae
Gene: RPS6KL1
Product: ribosomal protein S6 kinase-like 1
Exons: 11
Coding region: 110-1756 (548 amino acids)
Biological process (GO): protein phosphorylation
Molecular function (GO): protein kinase activity; ATP binding
Source: RefSeq, a predicted model, not a curated record
UGCACGGUGCCUGGCGGGGUGAAGGAGCCGUGGCUGCUCGGGUAGGUCUGGUCCCGCGAGCCAGCCCAAGCUCCAGUCUCGGGCAGGCCCCAGCUGUAGGACAGGCAUCAUGAGCCUGGUGGCCUGCGAGGGUCCGCCUGGCCCUGGCCUGGAGCCGGAGCCCUGCUCGCGAGCACGGUCCCAGGCCUCCGUAUACCUUGAGCAGAUUCGAAACCGGGUGGCUCCAGCAGCCCCUGAGAUAACCAAGCGUGACUACCUUGUGGAUGCAGCCACACAAAUCCGACUGGCCCUGGAGCGCGACGUCAGUGAGGACUACGAGGCGGCCUUCAACCACUACCAGAAUGGCGUGGACGUCCUGCUCCGUGGUGUGCACGUCGACCCCAACAAAGAGCGGCGCGAGGCUGUAAAGCUGAAAAUAACCAAGUACCUUCAGCGGGCAGAGGAGAUCUUUAACUGCCACCUGCAGAAGGCACUGGGCAACGGAACCAGCCCUGGCACGGGCUUCAGCAGCCUAAGGCUCCGGCCCAUCCGCACACUGAGCUCUGCCCUGGAGCAGUUGAGGGGCUGCAGGGUGGUCGGCGUCAUCGAGAAGGUGCAGCUGGUCCAGGACCCAUCGAGUGGAGGGACCUUCGUGGUGAAGAGCCUGUCCAGGUGCCACGUGGCAAACCGGGAGCGGCUGACCAUCAUCCCUCACGGGGUCCCCUACAUGACAAAGCUGUUGCGCUACUUCGUCAGCGAGGACUCUAUCUUCCUGCACCUGGAGCAUGUGCAAGGAGGCACUCUCUGGUCCCACCUGCUCUCCCAGGCACACCCCCAACAAUCUGGACUCCGGCCUGGCACCAGCCUGGAGACGGUGAAGCCUCAGCUCAACUCCCGCCUCGGCCUCCAGACCCCGGCACGGCUUCCCCCAAGCCACACCUGCCCGCAGGACAGAAGGUCCCUGGGGCCUCCACGGACUUAUUGGGGUCUCCCCCCAGCCAGGGAGGCCCCAUUCCAGCAAGAAGCUAAAGGUGAACCCUCAGCCAGGACCAGCACUUCCUGCUGCUCAGACCUUCCAAAGGCCCCAAGUGGCCACCUGCACCCGCCAGGCAGGCGGGGACCUGGCCAGAACUCGGACACAGGGUCCCCUUGGGGCCUUUCUUGGGUUCGAGAGGGGGCUGGUCGGGUGCUAAGGGGCUGUGGCCAGGGCAGAGGCCUGAGCCGCCCCUCGUCGGAUGGAGCCAGCCUGAGGCCCGGUGGGGGUGCCUGGAGCGUGAGAGAAGAGCAGGCGAGGCAGUGGGCGGCAGAGAUGCUGGUGGCCCUGGAGGCGUUGCACGAGCAGGGGGUGCUGUGCCGGGACCUCAAUCCCCGGAAUCUGCUCCUGGACCAAGCAGAAGGUCACGUCCGGCUCACGUAUUUUGGCCAGUGGUCAGAGGUGGAGCCCCAGUGCUGCGGGCAGGCUUUGGACAACCUCUACUGUGCCCCGGAGGUGGGUGGGAUUUCUGAGCUGACCGACGCCUGCGACUGGUGGAGCUUUGGGUCUCUGCUGUAUGAAUUGCUGACGGGGAUGGCACUGUCCCACUGCCACCCCUCAGGAUUCCAACCCCACACCCAGCUCCAGCUGCCUGAGUGGCUCAGUCGCCCGGCAGCCGCUCUGCUGACUGAGCUGCUGCAGUUUGACCCUGCCCGGCGCCUGGGCACUGGAGGUGGUGGCGUGGACAAACUCAAGUCACAUCCUUUUUUCAGUACUGUCCAGUGGAACAAGCUGGUGGGGUAAGAAGGGAGCAGGCAAUGGAUGCAGCUGGACUGGCCUGGAUCUCCUCUCUCCUCUGGGCCCACCACCAGAGCUGGCCCCUGUAACCAUGGGCCUCGGGCACAGCUGCCCUUCCUGCUCGCCCCUCCAUUGGGCCUCAGAAGUCACCACAGCUGCUGCCCAGAGGGCCAAGGGGAUCCUUCAGCCUGCUCCUGAAGUACUUUCUGGUCACUGCCAGGAAGAGGGACAGUGAGGUGCACCCUGCCAGGCAGCUAGGACCCCGCCACCCUCCACUCAUCAGUCAACAGAUACCUGUCGACACCGCUCCGUACUCUGAGCACCAGGCUAGGUGGCCUCUGUCACCGUACUGUCCAGUGACUGCGACAACCGUGAGGCUUUGUGACUCACUACCUGCCAUGCUGUGACCACUUGGGACAUCUCUGGACAUUCAUCUCAGGAUACUAGUUCCCAGGCCCUGUGGACCCACACCAGGGCUGCCCUGGCUGGUAAUUUAGCCUCACAACUGGUGGACAUCAUCUGCCAGAAGCAGGGGCUGGGGAGGCUGGGGAAGCGGGGAAGAAGUCUGUAGUGGGCAUGGGGUGUGGCGGGGGAGCCACAGUCCCCUCUGUGCAGAGCAGAAGGGAGAGGAGGGAACAGGAGGAGGAGGAGGAGGAGGAAGGGAACAAGUUUCCUUCACAGCCCUGCUACUCAGAGCAACUUUGAAAACAGACUUAAGAGCUCCCUCCCAGCUGGCCCCCAGGGAAAGGGAAAGGGUGACCUGCCCACAGCGAGAAGAGACUGUACAGCCUGGAGCCGCUAAGACUACCUGUACCCACUAGGAUUCCCAUCUUGGGUAGCUGUCCAUUUUUGCUUACCGUUUGCAUUUUAGUCUUGAGGACCCCCUUGACUCACUGCCCGCUGUGACCUCAUCCCCUUGGGAAAUGAGGACCCACAAUAUACAGGGAGUGAUUACCCACACUUUUAGCCAGAAGCAAGAUGUUUCUGGCCUUUGGAGAGCCGGAGUUAGUCGUUAUUAAACACAAUUCCCUCCCCAGGUUCGGGGACCCUCUUUACUCCUAAGACUCAUCUUGUCACUAAGAUAUUUCCCCAGACCUGUGUCCAGCUUCUGCCCACAGGUGUUCACUACCACCAGGUGGCGCCUCGAUACUGUCCUUUAGUCUGGCUGUGAAGGCACAAACUCUUAGCUCUGGCUUAAGAGGACGAGGCGAAGGGCAUCUUGUGAAUGGCUUUGGCUUGCUCUGGAGCUUGCCAGCGCCACCCAAUAAAGUUAUUCCCCAAUAAACCCUGCUGCUGCCUAUGGUGUCCAAGUCUCAUGAAAACAGUUAACAGAGCCCUGAGGAAGGGGGGCCUGAAAGGGUCCUCAGAGAAGCUCCAUGAUAGACUGGAGUGUGUCUGAGGGGGCGGCAGGGCUGAUAGUGAACAGCAUGUCAGCCUGUGGCCUGCAGCCCAGCUUUGAGCCCGAGGGCUAGUGCUGGAAAUGUUGGGGACAGGAAGCUCUGUGGGGAACUUUACAAGCGGGUUCUCGUGGGGGUGGGAAUAUUAGUUUAAUGCGACUUUGACAUGGAUAAGGACUCCCGAAUCACUGAAGUUCAGAGGUUAGUGAUGGGAAAUGGUCAGAGCCUGGCAGAGCCAAUGUUUACAGGCCUAAAUUUCUUCUGCACCCCUAAGUCAGGCCAGCCUACAUCCAGCUACUGUUGUGUGAAGCAGGAAUUGCUUCUGAAAGUUUUAGGCUUUGCUCAUGCACUGACAAUGUACUCUGGCACUUGUUAGAAUUCUAGUCUUGAAUUCUAUAGUUCUAGUCCUAGGCUAAGUCUACCUCCUUUUGGUAAGGUGGGAUUAAAAAUCUCUG